Messenger RNA from Micropterus dolomieu (smallmouth bass), 1074 nucleotides. It is a transcript of the gene nucks1a, whose product is annotated as nuclear casein kinase and cyclin-dependent kinase substrate 1a. Lineage: Eukaryota; Metazoa; Chordata; Actinopteri; Centrarchiformes; Centrarchidae. Bases 285 to 650 code for a protein of 121 amino acids. The record is from RefSeq and is a predicted model, not a curated record. Gene Ontology annotation, biological process: interstrand cross-link repair; double-strand break repair via homologous recombination. The transcript has 5 exons. Gene Ontology annotation, molecular function: double-stranded DNA binding; single-stranded DNA binding. Gene Ontology annotation, cellular component: cytoplasm.
CACCCCUAGAGGCCGGGGGGUUUGGUUGCACACAGGCUGCAGUUUCAGUUUGUUUUAUUCACCAUUUUGAGUAGCUGAAGGUAAAAAAAAUAAGAAUAUCUGCGUGUAGAGGACAGGUCGCUGCCCUACUUUUAUUUUCACGCGCUAGCUCGGACGGUGGAGUCGUGCGUCAGCCUCGCUCCCCUCGGUGUUUUGCAGAGCGGGAAUCUAUAUUUCCUUUUUUCCCCUGUGCUUUUCAGUCUCCCCCUUUCUUACAUCCUUAACCUCUACAGUAUUCCUGCAAAAUGUCAAGACCAGUGAGGAACAGGAAAGUGGUGAACUACUCGCAAUUCAACGAGUCUGACGACGCAGAUGAGGAGUAUGGUGACAAUAAGCCUAAGAAGGUGCGCGCAGCCCCUCGUGAGCCCAAGCACAAGCGCUCAAAGAACUCACAGGAUGAGAGUGAGGAGUCUGAUGACAAGCUCUCAAAAUCCAAAAAUGAUUCAGCAGAUGACUUCGGCAGUGACGAUGAAGACAAUGACUUUGGAGAGGAGGAGGACGAAGACGGAGGAAGUGACUAUGAAGAAAAAAAAGGGAAAAAGGCAAAGAAAGCCAAGGUGGAGAAGCCCAGCAAGAGGGCGCCGAAGAGAAAACGGGCUGCAGGUACAUAGUUUCUUCUUCUACAUACUGUCCCAGUCACAUUUGAACAGUGUGCAUACGUUCUACUUUAAGUCUACAGUACAGUGUGGUAAUAUGAAGUGUUGAAUGUGUACAGUGAAUGCUGGUUGUUGUGUCCAUUUAGUUUAAAACACGCUAUGUGGCAUGUUAUGUUGUCAUACAUGCACAGAGAUGUUUGUAGGAGUCCAUUAAGUCCAGUACCAGUGCAUGAGUCGCACUGGGCUGAAGCAUUUGACUUUAAAUUGUUUGUAAAAACAUUAUUUUACAUUUAGUGUUGUACUUAAAUUGCUAACAUUUAAAGUGACGAUCUUUAUUGAAAUGGCUACAUAGUCGUCCACUUAUGUUUAAUAAUGACAAAUGACCAAUGUGUUUUAUGCAUAUGUUGCUUUAUGAAGUAAUUAAACAUGAUUACACCAA